AGCGCUGCCCGCUGCAGAGGGACGGCGUGUACCGCUGGUUCUCGGAGCUGCCGUCGCCGCAGCGCGUGGAGUUCCUGUGCGGCCUGCUGGACCUGUGCAUCCCGCUCGAGCUGCGCUUCCUCGGCUCGUGCCUCGAGGACCUGGCCCGCAAGGACUACCACUCGCUGCGCGACUCGGAGAUCAAGGCCAACAACCCAGCCGACCUGGGCAGCCUCACCAACCUGACGGACGAGGUGGUGCGCAGCAAGCUGCUCGUGUCGCUGGCGCUGCUGGGCUCGGAGCAGCGCGAGGCGGCGGGCGUGCUCUACCGCACGCUCACGCACAUCGACUCCAUCAUCCACAACUACGGGCUGCAGCUCAACGAGGGCCGCACGGGCGAUGAGUUCCUGCUGCUCUUCACCAUGGCCUCCAACCACCCGGCCUUCAGCUUCCACCAGAAGCAGGUGCUGCGCCAGGAGCUCACGCAGAUCCAGAGCAGCCUGAGCGGCGGCGGGGGCCCGGGGGGCAAGAGCGCGCUGCCCACCUGCCCGGCCUGCCACAAGGUCACUCCACGGACAGAGACCCCCGUCAGCAGCGUCAGUAAUAGUUUGGAGAACGCCCUGCACACAUCCGCACAUUCCACUGAGGAGUCGCUGCCCAAGAGGCCCGGAGGAAAACACUCCAGAGUGAGUGUUGAAAAGAUAGACCUGAAGGGAUUAUCACACAAAAAAAAUGAAAGAAAUGUUGAAUGUUCCUUUGAGGUCUUGUGGUCUGAUUCUUCAGUAACAUCAGUAACCAAAUCUUCCUCUGAAGUGACGGAAUUUAUCUCAAAGUUAUCUCAGCUGUAUCCCGAAGAAAAUCUGGAGAAAUUCAUUCCUUGCUUAGCUGGCCCAGAUUCGUUUUAUGUAGAGCGAAACCACAUGGAUCUGGAAGCGGACCUGAGGUAUUUGGCUUCCUUACCUUCUCACAUAUUAAAAAAUGACCAUGUUAAGAAGUUUUUCAGCACUUCAUCUCCCACCCAACAGCUUCAAAGUCCAAGUCCUGGCAACCCUUCCCUUUCUAAAGUCGGUACCAUGAUGGGCGUGUCUGGAAGGCCCGUGUGUGGAGUGGCCGGCAUCCCGUCCUCUCAGGGCGGUGCCCAGCACCACAUGCAGCACCCGGCCAGCUCGGCCGCCCUGCCCCACUGCUCGCAUGCAGGGGGCGCGGGCUCAGCCCUGGCCUACCGGGCCCAGAUGGACACCUCGCCCGCCAUCCUCAUGCCUUCCGGCCUGCAGGCCCCUCAGACCCAGGAGCAAAAUGGGAUUUUAGAUUGGCUACGGAAGCUGCGUUUGCACAAGUACUACCCCGUCUUUAAGCAGCUCACAAUGGAGAAGUUUCUAAGCCUUACGGAAGAAGAUCUAAAUAAAUUUGAAUCCCUCACCAUGGGAGCAAAGAAAAAACUCAAGACCCAACUGGAGCUGGAGAAGGAGAAGUCAGAGAAACGGUGCCUGAACCCCUCGGCUCCACCCCCAGCCAGCGGCGGUGGAGUGGCCCGCGUCCCCCCCACCAGCCACGUGGGGCCGGUGCAGACCGUGCGAAGCAACCAUGCUGCAGCACUGCGGGUGGAAGUGGAGCAGCCCCCUCACCCGACGGCCCGGGAAGGCAGCUCCUCGGAGUGCUCCAGCUCCUCACCCAGCCCGAUGGGGGUGCAGGCCCGGGAAGAGAGCUCGGACAGCGCAGAGGAGAACGACCGACGUGUGGAGAUCCACUUGGAGGGCCCGGACAAGGAGAAGCCCGUGAUGCUUCUGAACCAUUUCACGUCCAGCUCCGCCAGGCCCACGGCCCAGGUUCUCCCCGUGCAGAACGAGGCAGGGUCCAGUCCAUCAGGCCACCACCCGCUGCCUCCCCAGAUGAUGCCCGCAGCCUCGCACAUUGCGCCCAUCCGGAUGCUGAACUCCGUGCACAAGGCGGAGAGAGGGGGCGCUGACAUGAAGCUGCUCUCGUCCUCUGUGCACUCACUGCUGUCUCUCGAGGAGCGGAAUAAAGUCUCUGGACCAAGAAGCGGCGUCAAGGUGGACAAGGGCUUCGGCAGUGCCAUGGUGGAUGUGCUGCCCACGCCCGCCCCGCAUCAGCCUGUGCAGGUCCUCCCUGGACUUGCCGAGAGCAGCUCUGUGUCACCCACCGUCUCCUUUGGUCCCCGCACCAAAGUUGUCCACGCGUCCGCGCUCGACAGGGUGAUGAAGCCGGCGCCACAGCCGGCACUGGUGGUGGAGACCAGCAGCGCCGCCACGGGCACGCCGAGCACCGUCUUCCACGUGGCCCGGCCGCCCAUCAAACUUCUGGUGUCUUCAUCUGUCCCUGCGGAUUCCGCCAUUUCCGGGCAAACCUCUUGUUCUAAUAACGUGCAAAUAAGUGUGCCCCCGGCAAUAAUCAACCCCCGGACUGCCCUGUACACAGCCAGCACCAAAGCUGCCUUCUCUGCGGUGAGCAGUGUGCCCGUGGGCCCCCUGCAGGGCAGCUUCUGUGCGAACAGCAACACUGCCGCCUCCAGCAGCCACCCUUCCACGUCCUUCGCAAACAUGGCCCCCGGGCCUAGCUGCCCGGCCCCCAGCUCCAGCCCCGCGCUCUCCUCUGUCCCCGAGAGCAGCUUCUACAGCAGCAGCAGCGGCGGUGGGGGCGGCGGCGGCGGUGGCGGCUCCCCCGGGAACAUCCCUGCCUCGGCCCAGAACCACCACCACCACCACCACCAUCAGCAGCAGCCAGCGCCCCAGCAGCCCGCGCCCGCCCCGCCGCCCGGCUGCGUCGUCUGCACGUCGUGCGGCUGCAGCGGGAGCUGCGGCUCUAGCGGCCUGACCGUCAGCUACGCCAACUACUUCCAGCACCCGUUCUCGGGCCCGUCCGUCUUCCCCUUCCCGUUCCUGCCUUUCAGCCCCGUGUGCGGCAGCGGCUACGUGGGCGCCCAGCAGUAUGGCAGCGGCGCCUUCCCGGUUGUGCACUCGCCCUACGGCAGCGGCGUGGGCCCUGAGCCUGUGCUGGGCGGCCAGUCUGCCUUCGCCGUCCCGCCCGUGCAGAACUUCAUGGCGGGGGCGGCAGGUGUCUACCAGGCCCAGGGGUUGGUGGGCAGUAGCAAUGGUUCCAGUCACAAAAAGAGCGGGAACCUCUCGUGUUACAACUGUGGGGCCACCGGUCACCGCGCUCAGGACUGCAAGCAGCCGUCCAUGGACUUCAAUCGGCAAGGUACUUUUAGGUUGAAAUAUGCCCCUCCAGCAGAGAGUCUGGACUCCACAGACUGAUAUUUUUCUCUGGCAGCAGAACACUAUUAAGCCAUGGAGACCUAAGGAAAAUUAAAUACAAAACUGAGAAGUCUAGUUGCUAUCGAGCUUAAUAUUUUUAAUCCAAAGGUGCUUUACUUUUACUAGACUGGAUAGAAAACCUAGUGUAGGAAUGCAUCAAACUCAGUUUUAUUGCCAAAUCCUAGAUGGGAGCUUGAUGUCAGGACUGGCCUAGUGGGUGUCUCCACUGUGGGUGAGAAUUGGCCACCUCCACUCUUGGUCGCAAUGCAGAGACCUCCCGUCCCCCGAAGAGCAUUGCCAGGAUUGGUCCUUCUAGGCUCACACGUAAUUCCAGGGCAGCUACGUGAGGCUGGAAUCGAGAGCUGCAGGCCGGAGUUUUCCAGGUGGAGUUCCAGCAGUCGGACUCUUGACACCCCUGGUGAGGGAAAAUGUCACCUUUGUUCUGUUCUGUUCUGUUCCGUUUCGUUCCUAAAGUGGUUAGGCACUAAUCUCUGGGCUUCUUAAGGACUGCACUUGCGAAGAAUGUAAACUGAUGUCAAUCUCUGCAGCUCUGGGAGACAGACUCCCUGAGACCAGUCAGUGCAAGACACUCAGAAUCCGUUUUUAAAGAGUUGGCACCAGCAGGCUACAUGAGUUAGUACACAACAGAGAUUUUAGUAUUUCCUUCCCUCCUUAAAACACUUGUAGCAGUUUCAGGUUUUCAAUUUUUUUUCUGCAGGUAAAUUUAUUAAACUAUGUUAUUAGAUAGAAAUAGUUACUCGCAACAACUUAAUUUCUAAGGGUCCAAGUCCCAGAGAAUCCCUAGUUGUCAAGGCUUUGAGGACACCUUCCUCCCCAGCCCUGCAGAGCUUUGAGCCCUGUCGUCUUCCACACAGAGGAGCUCGGGCAGAGACAUAGCAGCACAGCCUCGUGAGUGGCUCUGGUGGAUGCCGCACGCCCUUAGCCCAGUGGUGAGUUCUUUUAUCUCCCAUGGACUCCCCGAGGACCCCAAGGCUUACUGCUAACGGAUUCACACUCGAGACAGACAUUUCAACAACAAUUAAUACAGUCCUAUAAUUUAUGAGCAAAAGAUUUGAAAUUUUCUCCUGUCAACUUCUUUUGUAUUAGACUGUGUAUCAAUAGGUAGUUCUGUUAAAAAUUACCUGGAAAACUACAAUAGAAAGUGGUAAGACUCUGAAAGAGACCACACCGACAGGACAGAGCCACAGGAUCUGCAGAAGUCUAGUUGUGUCAAGCCCACCACACAGCUCUCAGCUUCGUCCCACUGCAGUGAGAGCUUUUGGCCUGAAAUUUAGGGACUUAAAGCUUCAAGGCGAAAGGGAAUUUUCUGCUCAAAUAAUACUGUUUUAAAUGCUACAGCUUUCCAUAUUAAAAUAGUGAUUGGUAAGGCCUUGCCCAGGGAUUUUUCCAGUUGAAUAUUAAACAAAGAAAAUCACAAUACUCAGACCAUUCUUGGAAUGGGACAAUCAGCCUCGUGCAAAAUCGGUGUUAACUCACAAGAAUGCGGUGGAAUUUGAGGCGUUGUGACGUGAGCUCAGUUUCCUGGCUUCAUGGGAACUAAAGCAGAAAGUUACUACAUUUUUUUAAUGAAAGGCUUUUAGUAGAGUUUUGUAGAGUUUUAUUUUAGUAGUUUCAUUUCUAUGCAAUGCAGAAUUGACAGCCCUCUGUACUCUCUCUCCCUGGUACACAGUGUUACAUAUGGUUUUGAAGUAAUGAUGAUGCUCACAGCAGCUUUUGGGGGGACUGUUACAUUGAUCUCUUAAAUUAUAAACACUACAAAAUGUCAAGAUAAUGAGAACUGACACAACCUUGCCUUAAAGCGUACUAGACUGGAGCUUGUCGUGUUGUGUUUAAGGAAGACUUGGAGUGUUCAUUGAUGUUUACGAUUUUAAUAUUUCUGAAGGCCAUUACAGUGGCCUAGAUAUGUGCUGAAAGCCAAACUUUUAAAAUUUUUGGUUUUUUUAAACAAAGAAAUAUUUUAAAUAAAUCCUAUUUCAACACAGUGCAAUUGUUGAAAACUGUCUCAUAAAGAAAAAAAAUCAUAUUUAGGUUUUUGGUUUUAGUGGUCAGUACUGGGGGAUGAAAGUGUCUGCUGUUACCCUUCUAACUAUUUUGAUAAAAAAAUAUGAAAGAGGUUAGAGUCAAAUACAACAAAAAAUUAAAACAAACUUUGGUUUUAAGUAUGACACUCAAGUUGAGGCCAGUAAGUUCAGACACUGUGACUGUGUUCCAGUCAUCAGAGGUCUUGGAGAAGCUCCCAGCUGUCUGGGCCAGUGCGUGUGCAGAGUGAUGCCUCCAGCGAGGCCAUUCAGAGUCUGAGACAGGACACACGGCAUUCAGCUGCCAAUCCGUGAGACCUCUUCCCGAGUGAAUCCCGUACUUGGGAACAUUUGUUAGCAGUAUUCUCUCUGAUGAAAUUCCUCUCCGAAAGCAACCAGUCAGUAAGCCUAAAGGUGAUCUGGCAUUUCCUUAGAGCACAUCUUCAUCAGCUAGAAACACAGGUCAGACUGACCCUUCCAGCUACUUACCCAUCUUCUUGAAAUUGUGGGCAGGUUCCAGGCGCUGUGGCAGCAGGUAGGUGUGGCACAGCCACUCCGCUCUGUGUAAUUUGUCAUAUUUUAAAGUUUCUAGCCCCAUUUUUCAUCUCCAAGAAUGGAGAGAGUGGAAUGUGCAGAUUGAAGUAGAAUACAAUGUUGGGAUAAAACACUAAUCUCUUUGUUUUUUAAGCAAAACAUCCAGUUUUCUACCUUAUUUUCUAAUUUUUAUUUCAUGGUAACAUUGAAAAUCGGAAGGUGUAUAAAUGUUAAAACUUUUAAUUGCUAAAGAGCACUGAGGAAAUGGGAGCUAGCACGUAGAGAGAAAGCUAUUUUCUGGAAAGCAGAUACGCGAUUGGGUAUUUUAAAAACCAGCAUCGCCUAUAAUCUCCAAAAAGCUACAGGAGUCAGCUUGUUAAUAUAGUAGUUAGUCGGUUCAGUAUUUUAAUUCACUAUUUAGAACUCUAGGUCCUUUAUCACCAGGAGUCCACACAGUCCGUUCACACUGCACAACGUGUACGGAGGCGCACCGUGGUGCAGUAACUGCCUGACGGCUGCAGCUCGUUCCUGUGGAGCCCAGGCUGGCGAGGCUUGCCUUUGUCCAGCCCCCCCAGUGUUGCCAGGGAGCACUCACCGAGCACGAGUCGGGUCACACCCUGCUCGCCCCCUGUCGUUUUGUCACUCUCCCUGCUUCUGUGAUGGCUUACUUGAUGCCUUGCUAGUUUUACGUACUGAUAACCGAUGGCGUUACACGUUGAAGAGUCUUAAAGGUUCUAAGGGAAACCGUGACCCUGCUCAGCUGGACCACCCAUCCCGGUGGGGAUGGGCCUGUGGGACCUGAGCAGGUUGGCCGUCCUUUCCAAAGUGCAGGUGACUCCCAAAGAAUGAGGCAGGUGACACUUAAAGCCAUAGGUUCUGAAGAGGCUUAAUUACUGAAAAGUCCCGAGGUUCUGACUGAAAGUGAGUAUCUUAAUUCAACACUCGACACUGUGCUGGUUGAGCCCGAAGGUCAACAUCACUACACUGUUAAUGGAGGGAGGGGCGCGCUGGCCAGUCCGUCCCUGUGUUAGAACAAGCCCCUCACGUGGGAAAGUUCUUAGAUGCACAAAGACAAAGGCUUUGGUCCUGAAACUGAAGACCUCGUGUACUCAAGAAUCUUCACAGCUUCUAUUGGACAUAUUUUCUUUUUAGGAAUGAAGGAAAAUUCUCCCAUUUUUGAGCCAUUCUUUUAUGUCAAUUCUAUAAAACUGCAUGUAACUUUAUAAAUAUUUUUAAAAGAUAUAGUUUUGUAAAUAUUUAAUAUUCUGCUAAUUUGAUUUUGAAUUGUAAAUGUCAAGUAUUCUGUUUUUGGGGUUUUUAUGUUUUAUUAUACUUUGUUAAAAAGGAAAAAAUUGUACAUUUUUAGAAUGUUUUUAUGAGUAAAUUUAAUGUACUGAAAAUAAAAAAUUUUAAAAAAUCUA
Messenger RNA from Vicugna pacos (alpaca), 7245 nucleotides. RefSeq names its product zinc finger CCHC-type containing 14 (gene ZCCHC14). Lineage: Eukaryota; Metazoa; Chordata; Mammalia; Artiodactyla; Camelidae. The record is from RefSeq and is a predicted model, not a curated record. Gene Ontology annotation, molecular function: phosphatidylinositol binding; zinc ion binding; nucleic acid binding.